CAUCACGGUGCGCCUACAUGUGGGCUCAGGUCAGACGGGGGUAACGGGUCUGUUAGACGCCGGCUAGCUAGUCAGAUGAGAUCUCAGCAGCUGUGGAGCGUUUUCUUUCAUACUUUUCAUCUUUUAUGAGAGAAGACGCUGUACGACUGAUAACAACAGCAGACAUGUCGUACUGCAGGGAAGAGGGUAAAGAUCGGAUCAUCUUUGUGACUAAAGAAGACCAUGAGACUCCUAGCAGUGCGGAACUCAUUGCAGAGGACCCGAACGAUCCUUAUGAGGAACAGGGUCUGAUCCUACCAAAUGGAGACAUCAACUGGAACUGCCCGUGCCUGGGUGGCAUGGCCAGCGGACCCUGUGGAUCUCAGUUCAAGGAGGCCUUUUCCUGCUUCCACUACAGCACAGAAGAGGUUAAGGGCUCUGAGUGCAUCGAUAACUUCCGUGGCAUGCAGGAGUGCAUGCAGAGGUACCCUGAUCUUUAUCCUCAGGAGGAAGAAAAGGAAAGCUCCUCUCCAACAGAUUCAGAUUCGGGGCCCGCCUCUGCUGCCCCUACUGAGGGCUCUACUGCUCCCCCUGAAACUGACAGUACCCUGGCCUCUGACAGCAAAUUACCUACAGACAACCAGACUGCCAGCUAAGGUCAGUCAUUGUCAUACAGGCUCUUGUCCUUUGUGUGAAAGCACUGCCCAGCAUAAAUGACCCUCCACAAGGUGCUCCGGUUGGUUUCCUCUCCUGUGCAGCCUACAGAGGAGCCUACAUUACUCUGACACUCACGGGCAGAAUUCAUGAUCCAUCCAAGAGGGACUCUGCGUAUGCAGAGAGAAGACCUACAUAAAGAUAAAGUAUAGGCUGCUUCUUCUGCAGGGUUUUCAAACCAUUUAAUAUUAUGACUUAAUGACGGUGGGCCAAGCUGUUUGCUGCAAGGACAUUAGCUGAUACUCAGUCUAUAUGCAAUAGGAAGUGAUUAUCUGUGUUUACUUGUCAAUCAGAAGAGCUGCUUGUUUGUGUUUGUUAUGUGUGUUCUGUUUGUAACUGGUUAAGAAUGUCACUUGCACUGAGGAUUAUAACUAAUUAUAUAAAUAUAUAUAUAUCAGACAGAAAACUAAGAAGUAAUCACUAGAUUCAGUGAUCUGAGCUAUGCUCAGCUUAUCCAAGAACUAUACCUCUACCAAAGUUUGGCUUUGACAUCAGCUCAACAGUGAAAUGAGUCCCUUUCCAUCACACAAGAGACCAAAAGUCAUGUACUUGUUUAGGAAAACAAGACGGCUGUUUCAGGCUACAUUUAGUAAACAUUACAACAAUGUAAACAUUAAAGUGGUUAAUUGUUCCAUUCUUAGUAGAACCCUCCUGGUCUCGCUCCACAUUUAUUGCCAUAUGAAUGAUACUUAACCUUUUUAGAACUGACAAGACACUUGGCCUAAAGUGUUUUCACUUUACACCACCACUGCAUCAAGGGUUUGUUAUCUUAACACUGUCUAGAGUUUUCAGUUAGAAUCUGUGGUCAUACAAUGUCAUUCAGGCCUUAAAUCAUGAUGGAUUUUUGUUAAACAUGCAGAUUAAAAUGAUUGUUAAACAA
Molecule: messenger RNA, 1573 nt
Organism: Notolabrus celidotus (New Zealand spotty)
Lineage: Eukaryota; Metazoa; Chordata; Actinopteri; Labriformes; Labridae
Gene: chchd4a
Product: coiled-coil-helix-coiled-coil-helix domain containing 4a
Exons: 3
Coding region: 126-635 (169 amino acids)
Biological process (GO): protein import into mitochondrial intermembrane space
Cellular component (GO): mitochondrial intermembrane space
Molecular function (GO): protein-disulfide reductase activity
Source: RefSeq, a predicted model, not a curated record